Molecule: messenger RNA, 807 nt
Organism: Oppia nitens
Lineage: Eukaryota; Metazoa; Arthropoda; Arachnida; Sarcoptiformes; Oppiidae
Product: serine/threonine-protein kinase cst-1-like
Exons: 2
Biological process (GO): protein phosphorylation
Molecular function (GO): ATP binding; protein kinase activity
Source: RefSeq, a predicted model, not a curated record
UUUACGAAAGAAAUUGAUUCGUUAACAUCACUAGUGUCGCCAUAUUUAGUCAAAUAUUAUGGCAGUUGUUUACAUUCAAAUAAAAUCUAUAUAGCAAUGGAAUUCUGUAUAAUGUCGUUGAAAGAGGCUAUCAAACUGAAAGCACAGGUAUUCAGUAGACAACCAUUCAGUGGACAGCCUAUGGAUUGUAUCGAAUAUUUUAUUACCUGUGAAUUAUUACGCGAACUACUAGAAUGUGUCAAUGGUUUGCAUGAAUUAUCAGUUAUUCAUAGGGAUCUGAAACCGGAAAAUAUAUUGAUAACCCAUAGCAUACAAAACGGCCGUUUUGUUAAACUAUGCGAUUAUGGUUUUAUGACUGUCCAUCAAUCAAAUGGCCAGUUGCAUACUAAUGGUUUGGGAACACCUAAAUAUAUGGCCCCAGAAGUCAAGGCCCGACAAUUAUACGAUACAAAAUCAGAUAUCUAUAGUAUUGGUAUUACUAUUGAGGAUAUGUUUGAAACAAAUAUCAAUUGUAAAUAUAAUAAAUACAAAUCGUGCGGUUGGUCUGCAAAAUAUUUGAAACUAUUGGAUAUAAUACGUCAGACAACUGGUGUUAAACGAAAUUUAAGGCCUACUUGUGCUGAAAUUUUAGCCCAAUAUCAGGACUGGUCUAUUGAUUAUCGACUAUUUACUGGUAAUCUAAUGAUUUUUUAUAGACUACUAGAACUUAAAGACAAGGAACGGGAGCUUAGAGUCGAUGAUAGGAAUAGUGAACCAGAGUUUUGGGAGUUUGUGUUUUCAUUUUUUAUCGUACAAACAACUAAAUGA